AUGCCCAGGCCAGCCUCAACCCUCCAAAUCCUCACGCAAGCCACCGAUCUAGGCCCAGUUGACCACGCCGGCAUUUUCAAAUAUGCGUCCACAGGUCCAGUCAUCGACGAUCUCAGGACCGACGCCCUAGUCGGGACUUAUGAUCGCCGAAUGCGCAGCCCUUUGUGGAUAGCCGAGCACAUUACAGCCGAAUCGAUGGCGCAGUCCGUCGCAAAGCGGAAAGAAACAAUUUCUCCAAAGAUCGAGACAUCCCGGAAGACUCUCGCGCCAAGGUGGAUGACUACAAGCACACCGGCUAUGACAAGGGUCACCAGGCAACCAGCGGCGAACUGUUCAUGGUCGCCGAAGGCAAUGGACGAGACAUUCAAGAUGACCAACAUGUGCCCUCAAAUUGGCGAGGGAUACAACCGGCACUACUGGGCGAAAUUCGAGGACUUUUGCCGUAACCUUACGACCCGAGUACAUUAUGAGGUUAUUGGUAAGGGAGCUCCGAAUGUUGCUGUUCCCACUCUUUUUUUCAAGAUUAUCUAUGCCGAAGAUGAGAUUGAGGAUAGUUUGGGUCCGGUUGCUGUUGGUGCGUAUGUGCUGCCGAAUGCUGCCAUUCACAAGGAUACGUUGCUGUCGAGCUUUGAGGUGGAUAUUUCAAAUAUCGAGAAAGCGAGUGGACUUAAAUUUGCCAAGAGCUUCGAGAAUCGUAAGAAGCUUUGUGAGGAGAUAACCUGUGAUGUUCGUGUUAGAGACUUCCGAGAAGAUAUGAAAGCGAAGCUUUGA
Molecule: messenger RNA, 771 nt
Organism: Penicillium argentinense
Lineage: Eukaryota; Fungi; Ascomycota; Eurotiomycetes; Eurotiales; Aspergillaceae
Product: nuclease
Exons: 2
Coding region: 1-771 (256 amino acids)
Biological process (GO): apoptotic DNA fragmentation
Cellular component (GO): mitochondrial inner membrane; nucleus
Molecular function (GO): metal ion binding; RNA endonuclease activity; single-stranded DNA endonuclease activity
Source: RefSeq, a predicted model, not a curated record